Molecule: messenger RNA, 1364 nt
Organism: Paramormyrops kingsleyae
Lineage: Eukaryota; Metazoa; Chordata; Actinopteri; Osteoglossiformes; Mormyridae
Source: RefSeq, a predicted model, not a curated record
CAUUCAGAGUAGAUCACAUGUAGUCUAUGAUAAGGACUCCUGGUCAAAGUUCAUUUAAACAGUAUCACAAAGGUUUUGAAACACUUUUUCGAGUUUGCCAUUAUUAUUACUACGCAGACGGUGGACUCUGUUUUUCAAGAAAGUACGGGAAAAACCAUAACGUCACCGAGUGCAGCGUUUGGAAACCCCUUCAGAACAGGGCUCCGACAUGAAGAUCCCCGUGCUUGAUUUCGAAGUGUAUCGUCUUGGUGAAAAUGUGACGGAUGAGACGCUGAUGGAGCUGAGCCGGAACCUGCGGACAGCUUUCACUGAAAUUGGGUUUGUGUACCUGAGGAACACUGGCAUAGGCCAAGAAGAGGUUGAUGAGAUUAUGGAAAUAUCGAAAAAAUUCUUUCUUCUCCCGGCUGAAGCUAAAACCCCUUUUAGCAGAACGAGGAACACCGACGUCCACGGCUGGCUGGCUCCCGAGAUUGAGAGGUUAAAUCCUAGUAGACCAGGAGGCUUAAAGGAGUCUUUCAACAUCACCUCUCUGCACCCUGAUGCUGCCUGGCCUGCAGAGGACGUGGUACCAGGUUUCCGCCAGACUAUUGAGUCAUUCUUCAUGCGGUGUAAAGAUCUGUCCCUCCGAGUGCUCAGAGUCAUGGCCUUGAGUCUGGACAUUGACGUGGACAUCUUUGUCAACUCACACAAGGGCAUAGGGAGCGAUUUGAAUAAGAGUACCCUGCGGAUCCUGCACUACCCCCCCGUGAGACAUGAGAUGGUGAAAGAGGGGCAGCUGCGGUGUGGGGAGCACUCUGACUACGGCAGCAUCACCCUGCUGUUCCAGGACAGCAAAGGAGGCCUGCAGGUUAUGAACAGGUCUGGGGAGUACAUAGAUGCACCUGCCAUUCCUGGCACAGUUCUGAUCAACAUUGCAGACUUGAUGCAGAGAUGGACAAGCGACGUUUUCAUGUCAGCGAAGCACAGGGUUCUGCUGCCCCCUCCUGGUGAUGUAAGUACCAGACAGUCUGUGGCUUUCUUUGCGCAUCCAGAUGAUGACGUCACCAUAACUUGUUGCGACGGAUCAAACAAAUAUCCUCCAGUGAAGUCGUGGGCCUACAGUUUGGAACGCUUUAAUGACUCAUAUGGGAAAAUGGAGACAACUUCUUGAAGUGCUCUGUUUAAAAAUUCAAGUGUUCCUAUUAGUACUUUUUCCUUGUAAGAAUCACUUCGAUUGAUUUAAGAAUGUGAAUACAUUAAGCGUACGCGAAGUGAAUUCUGGAACACAAACAAUAAAACAAGAAGAAAGCCUUAAAUUACUUUAUUUUCAAAUGGUAAAGUAAAGCAUUUUGACUUUGUAAGGUAAGGGUAAUCAAAGAGGGAGA